CGGUGGCGUCGGCCCUAUUUCCCGUGUUGCACUGCGGGCCUUUCUCUUUCUCUUCCGGUCCCAGGCGCUGCGGGAGCGGCGGGUUACCGUGCAGACAUGGCCAAGUCCAAGAACCACACCACACACAAUCAAUCCCGCAAAUGGCACAGAAAUGGCAUCAAGAAACCCCGGUCACAAAGAUAUGAAUCUCUUAAGGGGGUCGACCCCAAGUUCCUGAGGAACAUGCGCUUUGCCAAGAAGCACAACAAGAAAGGCCUGAAGAAGAUGCAGGCCAACAAUGCAAAGGCAAUGAGUGCGCGUGCAGAAGCCAUCAAGGCCCUGGUGAAGCCUCAGACCGUUAAACCCAAGAUGCCAAAGGGCCCCAGCCGCAAACUCAUCCGCCUGGCUUUCAUCGCUCACCCCAAGCUUGGGAAGCGGAUUCGAAGCUACAUGGCCAAGGGGCGUAGGCUCUGCCAGCCAAAGCCCAAGGUUCAAACCAAGGCAGAUGCCAAAGCUCCAGCUAAGGCCCAGGCGUCAGCUCCAGCCCAGGCUCCCAAAGGUGCCCAGGCCCCAGUGAAGGCCCCAUAGAAAAGGCGCCUACCAGUGCAAAGACAGAUGGACUGCUGUGACACCUACCCACACGCUGUUUGCAGAUGACCAGGGUCCUAUGCUGUUUUUACAAAUAAAUUUGAGGCUAGA
Apodemus sylvaticus (European woodmouse) is the source of this 678-nucleotide messenger RNA. RefSeq names its product ribosomal protein L29 (gene Rpl29). NCBI's taxonomy places the organism in Eukaryota, Metazoa, Chordata, Mammalia, Rodentia, Muridae. Gene Ontology annotation, molecular function: structural constituent of ribosome. The record is from RefSeq and is a predicted model, not a curated record. Gene Ontology annotation, cellular component: ribosome; cytosolic large ribosomal subunit. Gene Ontology annotation, biological process: cytoplasmic translation. The transcript is spliced from 4 exons. The coding region runs from base 97 to 567 and encodes 156 amino acids.